AUGAAGGCUUAUGACGGGUCCGGCAGGACAUUUAGCCGCCAACACAGCUCACAAGCGUUCCACGUCGUGUUCAUAUCGACGCCGUCACUCACAAAUUACGACCGUCUGGACAGAGGUUGGUAUCGGCGCCUGGACGCACCUAUACCUCGUCUGGCCAGGUGGAUCCGCCGCAUUAUCCUUCAAGUGAAGACGUUACUCUUAGAAAUCAAAAUCAAUGUCAUAUACUGUUACCCAGACGUCAUUUUCAAGUUCAACACUAGACAUUCAUACAUUCAUGCCAUUAUUGAACGCGUACUGCCUGACGAGAUUUUCCUGAGUGCACAUGCAAUUACUACUCCACGUGAGUCCAUCUUAUUUUUUACACAUGCUCUCACACGCACUCCAUUAAAAUGGCAUGAGUGGUACACGUACACAUCUGAUUUGAGAUCAAUUAAUGGUUCAGAAAUACAAAAGGGAAACCUGCAACUAAGAACAAAAAGAAAAAAAUGGGAACCAGUAUUUAACAAACCUGAACCUGUAAACCCAGUGGAAGUGACGACGGUGUCCGAAUCCGUUGAUGCCCGGGAUGGGAACUGGGUGAAGAUUGGCGUUUAUAAACUACUACAAGAAUGGCUCAACAAUCCCUCAGACAACCUCGGGCUGGUAGUCACUGCAAAUGACUCCGAAGGCCGACGGGUAGCAGUCACGAAUCCCGUGGAGAAUCCCUCUAAUGCGCCGUUGCUGGAGAUCCACACGGAAGAGAGCAGAAGGAACCGCAACAGAAGGAACUCCAGCCGAAACCAAUGUACUACCAGCCAGAUCGAAUCCCGCUGCUGUCGGUAUCCACUCCUUGUCAAUUUUGUUGAAUUAGGUUGGGACUUCAUUGUUGCCCCUAAGGUAUAUGAAGCUAACUUUUGCAAUGGCGAGUGCCCGUAUCUAUACGCCCACAAGUAUGCCCACAGUGCGUUGAUUCAGAAGAUGAAUAGCACCAAUGCCAAACACGGUCCGUGCUGUGGUGCGCGCAAGCUCUCUCCGAUGAAAAUGCUGUAUUACGAUCAUGAUCAUAAAAUCAAAUUUGAUACCAUCCAAGACAUGGUUGUAGAUCGUUGCGGAUGUUCUUAAUCUAUUAUUCAUGCUGUGUCUUGCAGUUCGCUUUAAUAUGUUUUUUUUCGAAACUGCCAGCAAAAAUAUAAGAAAAAUGAAAACAAAAAAGGUCGACAGGGAGAGAAAUAAGUGUUAUUCAAGCAUACAGUUCAUAUUACUAAAAGGCACCCUAAUCAAUGUAUUCUGUAAUCUUGAUAAUUUCAACACCAAAUUAUCGACGCCUUUCAAUAAUGUUUUAAAUUUUGAAUGAUAGCUGUAGUAGGAAAUGACAACAUCAAAUUUCUCAAGUGGAUAACUGAAUCGCCAUUAAUAUGUAGUCCGUAGAGUCCAAAUCGCACACGAAGACGCUGAAAGAGUGACGCUUUUAAACUAGUAAAUUUAUUUCUGGAAGAAAAAUGAAGUUAGUUAUUCAACAGGCGUAUGGCAUUAAGACACUGGGUAUCACAAUAAUUAAACACAGAUGUCAGUAAAGAUAUAAAUAUGGUAGUGCUAUGUAUAUUACAUAAACAAUGAGUAAGAGGACCAAAGCAAGCCCUAAAAUAUUAACAAUAACAAAGGCCAACAAUACCACGUAGGAAAAUACAAGAAUAUGCAUCAAGCCACCCUCCAAAAUGCUAUUAAAGUAGAAUUCUAGAUUUCAAAAAUAGAAUUGGGAAAUUGAAAGGGGUGUUAUUUAUUAAAUGGUGGAAUUUUUACAAAAAUACAAAAAAAAAUGAGUUAUAUGACUCUAUAAAGAGAAUUAUUGAAGAUGACAUAACCCUAUUGGUAAUGGGACCACAUGGACCGCUGAAAUAUCGGGACCACUUGAACCAACAGGGUAAUGGGACCACUUAAGAGUUCUGUAACCAUAGUAUUGCAAUCUUAGAGAAUUGGGGCCACGCGGAACUCCUAUAGGUAAACACCAAAAAUCCCUUGAAAUUACUACGAAAAUUAUUAAAAUCCAUCUUUGAACGUAAUGGAUAUUAGUUAACUGAAAGCUGCCAAGUAUUCAGCAGCUCUGUUUAUCACAAUGUUGAAAUGUACUUAUCUAUGCGCAAGACGUCUUUACGCUUACGAUGUGUUGAACAAGAAUCAGAAUCAUGCAUCGUAACAGGGAAUAUUGCGUUAAUCUCGCUCGCUCGUUAUAUGUUAUACUAACUAGAAGAAAUAUGUUUACUAUUGUUUCCAGUAUGAUUUAUCAUUCAUAAAUAUAUACGUACAUAUAUGUAUAUGCACAUAUACGUGUAUAUGUAUAUAUACUGUAUAUGUGUUAUACAUAUAUAUAUACAUUAUAAACAUAUAAAUCUUAUACAUGUAAAUUAUUUACACUUCAUAUAUAUAUACUAUAUAUACACUCACAU
Molecule: messenger RNA, 2423 nt
Organism: Penaeus indicus
Lineage: Eukaryota; Metazoa; Arthropoda; Malacostraca; Decapoda; Penaeidae
Gene: myo
Product: growth/differentiation factor 8-like
Exons: 5
Coding region: 1-1101 (366 amino acids)
Cellular component (GO): extracellular region
Molecular function (GO): cytokine activity; growth factor activity
Source: RefSeq, a predicted model, not a curated record